Messenger RNA from Lampris incognitus (smalleye Pacific opah), 791 nucleotides. RefSeq names its product RAB15, member RAS oncogene family (gene rab15). Gene Ontology annotation, molecular function: GTPase activity; GTP binding. The transcript is spliced from 8 exons. The record is from RefSeq and is a predicted model, not a curated record. Bases 105 to 746 code for a protein of 213 amino acids. Lineage: Eukaryota; Metazoa; Chordata; Actinopteri; Lampriformes; Lampridae. Gene Ontology annotation, biological process: Rab protein signal transduction.
UGGCGGUGCGUCGCUGACUUAGCUGCCUGCGGUCCUCCUCCUUCUCCUCCUCCUCCUUCUCCUCCUCCUCCUCCUCCUCCUCCGGUGAUCUCCACUUGACAGCCAUGGCCAAGCAGUACGAUGUGCUCUUCCGGCUCCUGCUUCUCGGCGACUCCGGCGUGGGGAAAACGUGCUUGUUGUGCAGAUUCACCGACAACGAAUUCCACCCGUCUCACAUCUCCACCAUCGGAGUCGAUUUUAAGAUGAAGACUCUCGUAAUAGAUGGCAUCAAAGUACGGAUACAGAUAUGGGACACUGCAGGCCAGGAGCGGUACCAGACCAUUACUAAGCAGUACUACAGACGAGCACAGGGGAUCUUCCUGGUGUACGACAUCACUAGCGAGCGAUCCUUCCAGCACAUCAUGAAGUGGGCCAGCGACGUGGACGAGUAUGCUCCUGACAAGGUCCAGAAGAUCCUCGUGGGGAACAAGUCAGAUGAGGUGGACAAGAGGCAGGUGGCCACUGAGCAGGGUAACAAGCUGGCCAAGGCUUAUGGGAUGGACUUCUUCGAGACAAGUGCCUUCACCAGCCAUAACAUCACAGAGUCUUUCACACGAUUGGCCGAGCAGGUGCUCGCGGCCAACAAAAAGGACCUGGAUCUUCUCCGGAUCUCCGUCACUGAUGAGCUGAACCUCACCGCCCUGGAGGAGGAGGAGGGCAUCGGUGACAGCGUAACGGCCGACACGCAAAAGGGUUGUUGGUGUUAAAGGGGUGGCUGCCAUCUUCCCUUCACAUCUCAACUUGAUAACGAA